This is a messenger RNA of Carassius auratus (goldfish), 2581 nucleotides long. It is a transcript of the gene gltpd2a, whose product is annotated as glycolipid transfer protein domain containing 2a. Lineage: Eukaryota; Metazoa; Chordata; Actinopteri; Cypriniformes; Cyprinidae. Gene Ontology annotation, cellular component: membrane; cytoplasm; cytosol. Bases 286 to 1164 code for a protein of 292 amino acids. The record is from RefSeq and is a predicted model, not a curated record. Gene Ontology annotation, biological process: ceramide transport; intermembrane lipid transfer. Gene Ontology annotation, molecular function: ceramide 1-phosphate transfer activity; ceramide 1-phosphate binding. The transcript has 4 exons.
UUGUAUCAAAAUAAAUGUAGUACUGUAAUCCCUGAAAGUGUAGUAGUUCAGGCAAUGUUCUAUUUUAGUUCUAUUUAGUUCUAUAAUUUCUAUGUUCUGAAAUACAAAUGGCAUCCUGUUUGUUGACUCAGGUCUCAGAUUCAGGUAUUUCCGUGUGAUUGUGUGUUCAGCCCUGAUUGAGCGACACACAGCAGUUCAAAGGUCACGCUGCUCUGAGUCUGUCUCUGAUCGACAGGAGCAUUAGCCAGCAGGUCGGAGGACGAGAGCCACGUUUCUGAGCUGAGAAUGCCAUCUCGUCCGCGUCAGUGUGUGCUGAGCGCGCUCCUGUUGAGUCUGCUGCUGUUUCUCAGCUCUCUGUGGCUGCCUCAAGGAAGCAUUCAGAGUUGUGAUCAGUCGUGGGGGCCUUGUCUAAACGUGUAUUCACCAACCAGACAGGUGGCUCCCGCUGCUGUUCCUGUGGAGCUGGGAGGAAAUGACAUCAUCGGGGAGUGCACUGGCCAACAGUUCCAGGUGUCCCGCCUCCUGCUGCACCUAAACUCCGCCCUUGGCCCCGCCUCCGACGUGCUGCUGGAUCCCUAUCUGCUCUGCUGGGAGGAGCUCAUCAAGUUUAUGGAGGCCCUGGGACCUCUGGUGGGAUUUUUCACUCAUAAAGUUGAGGAGAAGAUCACACUCAUCCGACAGCUCUCGCUGGAAGAAUCCGCCAGACCGAACGCAAUCCCCGAUGAGCGUGUAGCCCCGCCCCCUCCACACGCCUACCGCUCCGUGCGCUCCAUGCUGGAGGCGGAGCUUCAGAGGGGCGUGGUCUCUUUUGACACGGAAACGCCCUCCGGCAGUCGGACUUUGCUCCGCCUCCACCGCUCGUUGUUAUGGCUACAGCUGCUGCUAGAGAAGCUGGGCACGGAGCGCGAGGGGCGGAGCAUGGGCGAUCUUUGCCGUGAUGCGUACCUGGAGGUUUUAGCGCCGCAUCACCCCUGGCUUGUGCAGCGUGCGGCAGAGCUGGUGUUCCGCACGAUGCCCGACCGCAGCGCGUUCCUGCAGCUGGUGUGCGUGCGCACGCAGGAGGAGGCGGAGCCUGUCAUGCGCGUCGUCGUCGCAGCCAUCCGAGAAAUUCACCGACGGACUCAGAAAGAGCUGGAGAUCAGAAACAUGUUGGACCUGCCUUAACACACACAUACAAACACUCCAGCGCAACACGAGGAAAUUUCUGUAAUAUAGUCUAUCUAUCUAUUAAUAUUCCAACGUAAGAGUGGCUUUUUUUUAGCUUGAAUGUGCAAGACUUCCGGUGUCCUGUCAUUUAUCCCAGCCGCCAGAUUUUCCUUCCAGGUUUCACUGCGCAUGCGCACAUCGAUAUUACUUCAUUUUUCCCAUGCUGAACAGCACACAAUUACUGUAUUUGCAUUACUUUAAUGGUAGGUGUAGACGUUAAUAAACCAUAAUUUUACAGCUAGCAUUUUUCGUUGUCAAACCGUACUUCCUACUUUUUUAGCGAGAUCUGACAGGGUUGCACAAAUUGACAAAACCUCUCUCAGUCAUUUUUCCUGAACAAAACAGCUCGUUCUUGAUAUUGCAAACUUAAAUUUUGUUUUUAUAUUAUAUUAAUUUAUUAUCAUAUUCGUGAACAUGCUGGUUUGCAGUGCAAAUAGUUUUACUGUAGCGACUAACGGACCGGAAGUCUCCCACAUUCACAGAAAAUGGCUUACUUCCGUGUUGCAAAAUAAGGUGGGCAUUAUGUAUCCUAAUGUAUAAAAUUUGUCUUGUUUAUGAUAUGUGUGGUUCUGUUAUGUUUUUACAUUUUUAUUAGUGCUGGGCAAUGAUUGAUUAAUCACAUCCGAAAUAAAAGUUUUUGUUUAUAGAAUACAGUAUAUAUUUAUCAUGUAUAAAUACACACACAUUUCCUACAGUGUAUUGUUUGAAAAUAUCGACAUGUAUAUAGAAUAUAUAUCAUUUUAAAAAUACAUUUAAUCUAUAAACAGGUUUUUCUUAAAUAUUUACAUGCAUGUGUGUAUUUAUUUAUACAUAAUAAAUAUACACAGUACACACACACACAUAUAUAAAGAAAAACGUUUCAUUUGGAUGUAAUUAAUCGUUGACCAGCACUAAUUUUUAUAUGCUCUUAUGGGAAGUAUUGAUUGAUUUUAGCACUUGCACUGGUUGCUAGGCUCUUCCGACUGCCUUUUAUCAUGUUGCUAUGCGGUUGCUUGGCGUUUUCUUCCUGUCUGUUGUAAAAAAAAAGAGUGAAAUGUUCUCGUCUCUUAUCUGUACACCAGAUGUCGCAGUGUACCUAGUUUCAUUAACUUAUUUAAUAUCAGGGAAAUCUCAUUAAUAGAUCUUUACACAUUUGACCAAAACAUUUUAACAAACGCUUACAUUCUAAGGAACAAAGUUAUUAUUACACAAAAUCAUCCGUGUUUGUAGCUCAAAGACAUUCAAAUACUCAAAUGAAACAAUGUUGCGGGUUGCUCUUUCAAAGCUCUGUUAAUGUAGCAACUUUCAGAUGUUUCUUCUAAAAUGAAGUCAAAAUAGACACAUUUAUGUCGUCAUGCAGUAAGAGUAUAAAGCAAUAAAAUGGAUGUUUAAAGCA